AUUCCGGAUUUGGAGGAGCUGACGGCAGGAACGGCGGCUUCAGCCCUAGGGCUGGUUGUGCCAAAGCCGCAGAUCCACUGGGCUCCGAAGGGAGCGGUCGCGGGCGUGGACACUCAGGAUUGGCGUAGGGUGAGCGGGAGUUCUGUCGCGGCUGCCAACAUGUUCGAAGCUGUGCUGCCGAGCUCGUUCUUCGACACUUCAGUGUCAGGAAAAAUGCCGCUGGUGGAGUAUGACAGCACAAAACUGUGCAAAAUCCUGAAUAUCGGACAGGCGGUCACAAAUCUGACAAAGCCGGGCGCUGCGUUCGGGCCGACGUCAGGAGCGCCGUCCUCCAUGGUUCUCAACGAAGUUUGCUUUUGGGUCACGCUGAAGGGUCUGUUUCAGUCAGAGGCGGCGUGUUUACGCUUGGACACGGACUCGCAGUUGCAUUUGUCGAUGAACAUGCGCACACACGACUCACUGCUGGAUUCUCUGCUGUUCUCGACAAACUUCUUCCGUUAUUUUCCAGGAUAUCUAUCAUCGACGCCCGCCUCUG
Molecule: messenger RNA, 535 nt
Organism: Amoebophrya sp. A25
Lineage: Eukaryota; Dinophyceae; Syndiniales; Amoebophryaceae
Source: the annotation of a GenBank genome assembly